Ipomoea nil (Japanese morning glory) is the source of this 849-nucleotide messenger RNA. Its product is annotated as protein LHCP TRANSLOCATION DEFECT. Lineage: Eukaryota; Viridiplantae; Streptophyta; Magnoliopsida; Solanales; Convolvulaceae. The transcript is spliced from 2 exons. The coding region runs from base 52 to 582 and encodes 176 amino acids. Gene Ontology annotation, biological process: intracellular protein transport; granum assembly. The record is from RefSeq and is a predicted model, not a curated record. Gene Ontology annotation, cellular component: chloroplast stroma; chloroplast envelope.
AUAAGGCCCGUUUGUGAUUCUCGUGUUUGGACGAGCAUCCCAAACUGAACCAUGGCCACGAUUUCAAGUGCUAUCCAACUGAGAGUAGUACCUUCAAGACCCACUCUUUCUUCUUCUUCUCCGUCUCUCCCAAACCUCAAAUCUCGGUUCGUGGGUGGCGUACGAGCGAAGAGACUAGGAUGGUGCAGGCCCUCCGGACUUGGGCCCGGCUGUGGUUCAAGAACAACCUGUUGGUUCAGGUUCGGCAAAAAUGGCGUCGAUGCUGAAGGUGCCGGCAUUUAUGGUAGCCAAUCCCGAAACGAUUUUGACCGAGAUGAUGUUGAACAGUACUUCAACUAUAUGGGCAUGCUUGCUGUUGAGGGUUCAUAUGAUAAGAUGGAAGCUCUUUUGAGCCAAAAUAUUCACCCAGUCGACAUUUUACUCCUCAUGGCUGCCUCUGAAGGCGACAAGCCUAAAAUCGAAGAGUUACUAAGAGCCGGUGCUGAUUAUACUGUGAAGGAUGCAGAUGGCCGUACUGCACUUGAUAGAGCUAAUGAGGAAAUCAAAGACUUCAUUCUUAACUUUUCAGUCCAGAAGGCAUAACUAAUUAACACAAUUCUGAUCUGUUGUUAACUUUUGUGUUUAAUUUGUAUUUGCCUCUUAUCAGUUUCUUUGACAUUAGAUUUCUUCCAUUCCCUCGUGUUUUUUUUGGCAAACUUUUCUUUUUUUUUUUAUGUGAGUUUCAUGAAUCUAUGUUUGGCAUCAACCUGUCUUCAGUUCUCAAGAUCAGAGUAGUAGCUAUGAUAAUUUAAUUUUAGUGUCACUCCUGAACAUCUAGUUUGUAAUUUAAUUUGUACCCGAUUUGGAAAA